UUCAAAUUUAGUCAAAAUUGAGACAUUUUUUGUUGGAUGGAGAGAGCAACAAAUUUUCCUUUUUAUUAGGAUAUUUUUCUCUUCUAAGUUAGGGAGACACAUAUUCUACUUGCAAGCCAACUCCAAACAACAAAAGUUAGGAGAACACACAAAAAGAACUUCUAUUUCAAUACUAACUAAAUAUUGCUUUGCACUUGAUGAUUAAGGAUAAGAAAAUUGCUACUCCCUUCAUUUCAUAAUUCUCGUUUCAAAUUAUCCUAAAAUUAAAUGUAUUUAUUCCUAAAAUGCGUCUAGAUACAUGUAAUAUUUUCACAAGAAUAAUGAAACGGAGGAAUACUUGUCAUUCAAUUUUUUUUUGGAACAUGGCCAAGAUUUUAUUUUGAUUGCAUUAUGAUUCAUGAGUCCUCCCUCUUUAGCAUCAUCUAUAGUCGUCACAAAAUGUAGAAAAUAGAAACACAGAAUUACAAGCGUAAUUUUCCAGAAUUUUUAGGGACGAAUAGAAAAAUAUAGCCAAUACGAUGGUAGGUCAAAUGCGUCUUUUCCUACUCAAAUCCGGGGGCACCCUGCCGCCGCCGCCCCAACUCGCCUUCCACUCCUCUCCGGGCUCUUCUCCUCUCCGCUGCGUCACCAGAGAGAGUGCCCUAUAUCGAUCGCUUCUGCACUUCUGCGUCUUGCCGCCGGUAAGCAGCCAUGGAGCACGGCUCGGUGGCGGAUUCAACCGCGUCAUCGUUCUCCAUCAUGGAGGAGGACCACACCCUCGCCAACUCCGUCAGAUUCGUCCUCAACCAGGACCCAAGGGUGGCAUUCUGUGGGUAUAGCAUCCCUCAUCCUGCCGAUAACAAAGUCAACAUAAGAGUUCAGACUACAGGAGAUCCAGCAAAGGAUGUUAUGGUAGAUGCUUUGCAGGACUUGAUGGUUAUGUGCCAGCAUGCAAGGGGGACAUUCGACACCGCAGUGGCUGAUUUUCGAGCAAACAAACCCAUGGAAAGGAUGGACAUCGAUCUCAAUAAAAGUUAGAAGCUUUUGGGCGAACCUUAACUGAAUGUACAAAAUAGGCCUGAAUAGUUUAUAUGCAACCAAGCUAUAAGGCAGUCUAGUGGUAUGGCACAAUUGUUAGAUCCAUUGUAAGAAAUGUUAUUAAACACCAGCAUACUUGCUGCUUUGUUCUCUCGAUCAAUUGAAAUAAUGCAGUUGAUGCUGUCUGGGGAAAUGUUUUCCUAAACUAACGCAAGCCUGGUGUUCUGAUUUGAGAAGAGUAGAACUGCUGUCCUGAAUUCAGCUACAUUUACACUUCUGAAAGAAACAAGAAAAACAGUUCACCUUUUGACCUAAACUUCCGCAAAAGUCCAUCUUUCAACCUUCAACUCUAAAACCGUUUGACCUGCAACCUCAACCUAUAUGAGUAAUCCAUUUUCCACACUACGCGCUUGCACAGGUGGUUUUGGGUGACAUGGAUGCCACGUGUCCCCGAUGUAUGUCACUUCCAUGAACCAAUACACCGCAAGUCUAGAAUCUGUAUUAACAACUUUCAAACAAAUUAUUAUAAAUUGAAGAGAUUUGGUCCAAACGGAUGAAACAUGAGAUUUGAUGGCUUAUGGCAGCAACAUGUCAUUGCGGUUGCUUGAACGUCAAUAAUUCAAGGCUGCAUUUCAAACUGUUUUGGAGUGCAAUGUUGAAAAGUUAACUUCUGGCACAGUUCAGGGUUUUAAGGUAGACUUGCAAACAAACAAAGAGAUGCAUUCCCCGAUAAAAAAAAAGAUGCAUUCAACUAGUGCAAUAUCAAAUUCUUCAUCAGCAACAGAUAUAUAAUACUGUUAAAACAAGAUGCUUAAACAAUUACACAGCUCAAAGAUAUCAGAAAAUCAAGUGUUCUAA
Brachypodium distachyon (stiff brome) is the source of this 1875-nucleotide messenger RNA. Its product is annotated as DNA-directed RNA polymerases I and III subunit RPAC2. Gene Ontology annotation, cellular component: RNA polymerase I complex; RNA polymerase III complex. Lineage: Eukaryota; Viridiplantae; Streptophyta; Magnoliopsida; Poales; Poaceae. Gene Ontology annotation, biological process: DNA-templated transcription. Bases 691 to 1017 code for a protein of 108 amino acids. Gene Ontology annotation, molecular function: protein dimerization activity; DNA binding; DNA-directed RNA polymerase activity. The record is from RefSeq and is a predicted model, not a curated record. The transcript has 4 exons.